CGCCAACUGCACGCCGCUACCUCCCUCGUCGUCGACGACGAACUGGGACUGGGACUGGGACUGAUCGGAGACAGCGUCCGUCCGCUAUGGUGUAGCAAGGACUAGGGAGCCAGCGACGGCGAUGCGUGCCGCGAGCCCUCCGCUGCCGUCCCUGCACCACCAUGACCCGGACCACCUGCUCCGCCUAGUGGACGAUCUCUGCGCGUCGGGCCGCUCCGCGGAGGCGCACCGGCGCGCGUCCCUGCUCCUCCUCUCCCCGGCGAGCCGUCUCCACGCGCGUGCCGCCGAUGCGCUCCUGAUCCGCCUCCUGCGCGCCCGCACGCCGCUCCUCACGCUCCGCCUCCUCCAGGCGCUCCCCGCCGCCGCGACCGCGCCCGCGCCCUCCCUCCCCAACCGCAACCGCCUGCUCGCGCACCUCUGCCGCGCGGGGCACGUGCUCCUGGCGCACCGCUUCCUCCUCCGCAUGGGCGCGGCUCCGGACGCCUUGUCCUACGCCGCGCUCCUCGACGGGUACGCGCGGGCGCCCGACGCUCGCGCCGUGCAGAGGCUGCUCGACGAAAUGCCCGCCCGCGGGGUGCCGCCCACCUCCCUCGCGCGCACGUUCCUUGCCAAGGCGCUCCUCCGCGCCCGCGACGUCGGCGCGGCGAUGGAUGUCGUCGACACAGCCCUCUGGCCCAGCGCGGCGGGCGGCGAUCGGCUCCGUGAGGACCAGGAGGUCACCAGCGCGGCGUUCGCCAACCUCGUGCAGUGCCUCUGUGCCGAGGGGUUCUUCCACGUUCUGUUCCGGGUCGCCGAGGAGAUGCCGCAGCGGCGGUGCGGCGUGGGCGACGACUUCGCGUACGCGCAGAUGAUCGACUCGCUGUGCCAGGCCGGGCAGCACCACGGCGCGUCCAGGAUCGUCUACAUCAUGAGGAAGAGAGGGAUAUGCCCGAGCGCCGUCUCCUACAACUGCAUUGUUCACGGGCUGUGCACCAUGCCCAAGCCUGGCGCAUGCCUAAGAGCGCACCAGCUGGUGAUGGAAGGCACGAGUUUUGGAUACCGCCCGAGGGAGGUGACGUACAAGGUGCUCGUGGACGAGCUGUGCCGUGAGAAUGAGCUCGCCAAGGCCAAGGAUGUCCUGGAGCUGAUGCUGCAGCCCACCGUCCAGUGUGGCCAGGACAGUGGUGGAGAUGCGGGUGAGGAGACCAGGACAAGGAUAUACAAUGUGUUUCUUGGGGCACUGCGUGUUGUGGACAACCCGAGCGAGCAGCUUGGUGUGCUUGUUUCUAUGCUGCAGGCUGGAUGCAAGCCGGAUGUGAUCACCAUGAACACUGUCAUCCAUGGCUUCUGCAAGUCCAGGAGGACCCAGGAGGCAAGGAGGAUCAUGGACGACAUGCUCAGCGGGAAGUUCUGUGCUCCUGAUGUUGUCACCUUUACCACACUCAUAUCUGGAUACCUGGGUGCAGGUGAUCAUGCACAAGCCCUUGAUGUACUGCGCUCUUUGAUGCCUAGGCGUCGGUGCUCUCCAACUGUCGUUACUUACAACUGUGUCCUCAAGGGAUUGUUUGGCGUUGGGCAAGUUGAUACAGCAAUGCAGGUGCUUGAGGAAAUGAGUGCCAAUAAGGUUGCUGCUGAUCCUGUGACUCAUACUGUGGUGAUCAAAGGGCUCUGCGAUGCAGGGCUGCUCGAGAAGGCGAAGGAAUUUUGGGACAAUGUCGUCUGGCCGUCAGGGAUACAUGAUGAUUAUGUGUACAGUGCUGUCUUCAGAGGUCUCUGCAAACAGAUGAAACUGGAACAGGCAUGUGAUUUCUUGUACGAGUUGGUUGAUUGCGGGGUUGCUCCCAGUGUAGUGUGCUACAACAUACUCAUAGACGCUGCCUGCAAACAGGGAUCGAAUAAGUUAGCAUAUCAGCUAGUUAAGGAGAUGAAAAGAAACGGGCUAGCACCAGAUGCUAUUACUUGGAGGAUUCUUAGCAAACUGCAUCACUAUGACGAGGAAGAACGAGAGGGGAACCAGCAUCAAAUGUUUGAUGUGGAUCGAAUUUCUACAGAAGGCAGAGAGGAGCGUCUUGUCUUGACUAAAGAUAAGAUGCCUUUGCUGCCGUCAUCUGAAAAUUUUCAUGGAGUUAAUGAGGAUGAUAACGCUGCUGAGACUGAGGAAGAGAUUGACUAUUUACCAGAUAUGGCUAGUAAAUCUGAAGCCGAGGAGGUUGGAUGCUCAACAAAAAUGACAGUGGAGGAGGCACCAGAUAAUACUAAGCAAACCAAAGAACAGGGCAAUUGUCUGAGGGAUAAUCCAACAAGGGGAACAACAAUUGACAAAGCUGAUAUAACAUGGGGAGAUGGCCUUAAGAACUCGGAUAAUCAACCUUCAGUAAAAGAGCCACUCUCUACAGUGGUAAGAAAGGUGUUUGGGCUCCUGUAGAACAGUUCCUUCCUUCCAGACUACUAGACUAGUUUGGAGGGCAAUAGAUCAGCUAAUUGAAACUCUUCAGUUGUAUUGUACUGGCAACUGCAAGUAGGCACACAACUCUUUCUGCUCAUGAAAUAUUCGCGCCAUCUAGAGUUAAGAUUUCCAGAAACAUAUGGUAUUUAAUGCUGUUCGGUUUC
Zea mays is the source of this 2589-nucleotide messenger RNA. RefSeq names its product pentatricopeptide repeat-containing protein At3g18020. Gene Ontology annotation, molecular function: protein binding. Bases 122 to 2404 code for a protein of 760 amino acids. The record is from RefSeq and is a predicted model, not a curated record. The transcript has a single exon. Lineage: Eukaryota; Viridiplantae; Streptophyta; Magnoliopsida; Poales; Poaceae.